AAAGGGUCACUUCAAACCACUAUCUGAUUUCUGUAUUUCAAUGUGUGUCUACUGAUCUUGACUGUUAGAAAACCUGUCACGGCAGGUUUAAACUUGGACCAUCUGUUUUGUUUUACUCACUGUUUGAUAUAAAAUAAUGUGCUUGUUAAUUGCUUUUUUGGUCACGUUUGGGACUACUAAGUUGUCUUUAAUGAUUAUUAUUUGGAUGACUUUCUUCGUGUGUUGCUUCUCUCUACUGUAAACUGUAUAUUUUGUGGUACGCUCUUGUGGUGUGAUGUAUCUUUUUUGUAUUUCGUUUGAGCUGUUUAAAAUUUAUAAUGGAAAAAAACAUUGUUUUUUGUUUUUAUUCCAAUGUAAACAUCACAGGUUUCAUGUAUUGAAGUGUUUUUAGUUACAUUUUCUAGAUUUGGUCAGAACAAGGACCCUAGAAGAAACAUUCCAAACCAAUUGAAACCAUAUUAAAAAAAACUUUUACACCUACUCCAGUCCAGUCCUUAAAAGUAUUCCUUUGAGCUAGCUUCGAACUGUUUUUUUAAACACGCAAAAAAACAAAAUCCACUUGCUCAUGUAUAAUUUGUGAUGGCAAACACCUUAGACAGGGUAAAAAAAAAAAAACUUGCCUACAAACUGUAGAAACCCUCCUUCCUUGAUUUGUUCUGACACAAAGCAAAAUUACUUUUGAACCAUAUUAACUGAGCAAUCAAUCAUCAUCAGACAGCUGCGCACAGAUCACAAAUAGCAGUAACCCGGAUGACACAUCAAACUCAUUACAAUAGAUCGAAUUGAAAUCGGAAAAAAAAAUAGCCAAUCAAGAAAGUGUGAAAAUGUGUCAGUUCUGUAUAUGCCACUGUUGGCAGAAUCAUCAUCUCUCUCACAUGCAAUUGGCAAUCUAUCCAUUAGCAGAUUAGACGUGUCUCGCCAUCAAAGCAGCUAUCAAUCAGCAACCGACAUCUGUUCAAAGUAACAAAGACAGUGAGAGAAAACUGAUUAUAUCCAUUUCUAGUGAUAUUCUGCAUGCAUGUGCAGAUUCUAUUCGUGUAUAAGUGGUUUCACAAUCACUAUAUCCAAUCCUUCUGCCAUUUUGAUUGAAAUCACAUUGGUUUGUCUGCCGGUCUGUCAGUUGAUUGUUCGAAGCCUUUUUGAUCUUGAACCCAGCAUCUCAACAAACCCAAGUCCAUUUCCUGUAAUAUUACCUCCACACAUAGUCUGACACUGAUAUCACCAAGAUCCACCAUUUACAAGCAACUACACAGAAUCAUGGUCAGACCAAAGUGUAACCCAGUACAGAAAUUAUGAAGCCAUUUUAUUUUGAAAGUGCAAUUAUAUUGAAAAGGAAAUAGUUGUUGUUUUUUUGACACUUUACUUCCUGUGCAUUCACAUGUGAGGAUUUUUUUUUUUUUAAUUGGUCUGAUUAACAUGAUCCCGCCCUCUUGAGACAUGUCUCGAAGGUUCUUUAUUUACCGUUCUGUUCCGCUUGGAUACCAAGGAGGAAAGGAAGGUAAUAGUGAACGCUGAAAUAAGGCCGUUUGAACAACUUAUAAGAAGGAAAUUACAUUUCCUCGUGUGUAUGUGAACCGGAGGAUUGGAGCCUGCAUCCACCCAAGUUCACAUUAGAAGCAAAACUCUUGGGACUCCUGGACUUUGCCUCCUCAGGUACAACUGUCAUGCUUCUUCAGUAUAAAUAGGAAGAACGAGCUGCAGCCAGACACAUUUGACAAAGAGAGACACACUCACACAAGAGCAGCAAUCAUGAGGGUCUUUGUUUUGCUCGCUUUGGCGGUGGUUUCUGGCUGCAAUGCCAACUUCUUCCACGCUGAUGCACCCAAGCCUCCGAUGGAGGUUCUGACCGAUGCUUUCUGGGACUACAUCGCCAAGGCCAGCAAGACCGCUGACGACACACUGGAGAUGGUGAUGAAAUCGCAGUUUGGAGAGGAAAUCAACGCCCACCUGGCUGAGACCGCCCACGUGGCUAGCAAGUAUGCCAGCAACCUGAAGGAAAAGCUUCCCUUGGCGGCCAAGGGCCUGAUGAACAAGAUCAGCACUGAGGCCGACGUCUUGAGGAACGUUCUGAGCCGGGACCUGAGCUUAGUCAGUGAGCAGUUUGAGCUGUACUCCGGCACCCUGAAGGCUCAGAUCGAGGAGAAAGUAGAGCAGCUGAAGCAGGACCUCAGCACCUACACUGACAAUGUAGAUUCAGACACCCUGAGAGCCACCAUUUUGCAGAACAGCGAGGAACUGAUGUCCAGCCUGCAGCGCAGCAUCACCGACAUCGAGAGCAAGCUGGGCCCCUACACUGACGAUCUCAUGAGGCAGGUUGACGACCACCUGAUGGCCUUCAAACGCAACAUCGGCCCCGUCACCCACAGGGUCCAGGACGAGCUGAGCUUCAGAAGCAGAGAGGUGCAACGCAUGGUGGCCCCCUAUGCCGAAGACUUUAAAGAAAAGCUUGACCAUUUUGCUACUGACAUCCAACAACAGAUUAUGGCCAAAUAUGACUCCUUGGUAAACAGCAAUUAAUCCAAACUCAAGAAUGCGAGAUUCUCCUGAAAAUGUCUUCCCAAUUGCACUGUUGCUGAAAUCCAAUUUGUAUUUAUUUUGAAGAUCAAUUGCUCAACAAAUAUUUAUUGUUUUUAACUCUGUCACUGAUAUUUUUUAAAGCAAAAUAAACACAAUCGUCAUCAAACAUGGUUUGUUGUUGAGAUGUCCCGAUCGAUCGGGUCCGAUCACGUCAUUUUCAAAGUAUCGGAAUCGGCAAAAAAAUAUAGGACAUACCUUUUUUAAUAUUUUUUUAUUAUUAAAUCGUUUUCUAAUUGUAUUUAACGUUGCAGACACAAUGUCUUACACUCAUCCAGAGUCUUUAGUUUUGGCUUAAAGUGGGGCUGUCAAAUUUAUCGCGUCAUCAGUGGUAAUAACAUUAAAAUAUUUAACGCAAUUAACGCAUGCACUGCACUACCCACUCACGCAAUGUCACGUUCAAUCUAUAAUGGCACCGUAUUACGUAUUCAUUGAACUAAAGGCAAUGUAAGUAGAGAGAAUUUUGGCAGCCUUUGAAGCCUUUUUUUAAUUGGCUAAAGCCUUACAAUCCCUCUCACAACGAUCCCACGAGAAAUAUCGCGGGAAGCAAUGUGGGGAAGAAAGGUAGUAGUUGAUCUUUUUCUUAACACCCUGUUAUAUUUCCCAACGCUGAGAAGAUAUAUCAAUUGGUACCAUUACGCACAGUCAUGGUUGCACUUCCUAACAUGCAUUUGGGCAAAGGUUAAUUGGCUGAAUUAUCAUUUACUGAAAGCUCAUAAAAGUCCACUAGAUUGCAAUAUUUAGUCACAAUAUACAAAGUCACAUUUGUCCUUUAAGAAUUACAAGUCUUUCUAUCCGUGGAUCCCUCUCACAGAAAGAAUGUUAAUAAUGUAAAUGCCAUCUUGAGGAUUUAUUGUCAUAAUAAACAAAUACAGUACUUAUAUACUGUAUGUUGAACGUAUAUAUUCGUCCGAGUUUUAUUCAUUUUUUUCUUAAUGCAUUGCCAAAAUGUAUAUGAUCGGGAAAAAUUAUCAGGAAUGAUUGGAAUUGAAUCGGGAGCAAAAAAAAAAAAAAAGCAAUCGGAUCGGGAAAUAUCGGGAUCGGCAGAUACUCAAACUAAAACGAUCAGGAUCGGAUCAGGAGCAAAAAAACAUGAUCGGAACAACCCUAGUUUGUUGCAUUAAUAUCUUAAAAUGAUUACUGUAUACAUGAUGUCCACACAAAACAAAACACAUUUUAAUAUGUGCUUGUCCA
Molecule: messenger RNA, 3768 nt
Organism: Corythoichthys intestinalis (scribbled pipefish)
Lineage: Eukaryota; Metazoa; Chordata; Actinopteri; Syngnathiformes; Syngnathidae
Product: apolipoprotein Eb-like
Exons: 6
Coding region: 1750-2517 (255 amino acids)
Biological process (GO): very-low-density lipoprotein particle remodeling; cholesterol homeostasis; phospholipid efflux
Cellular component (GO): blood microparticle; chylomicron; high-density lipoprotein particle
Molecular function (GO): phospholipid binding; phosphatidylcholine-sterol O-acyltransferase activator activity
Source: RefSeq, a predicted model, not a curated record